Molecule: messenger RNA, 1954 nt
Organism: Humulus lupulus (European hop)
Lineage: Eukaryota; Viridiplantae; Streptophyta; Magnoliopsida; Rosales; Cannabaceae
Product: glucan endo-1,3-beta-glucosidase 11
Exons: 4
Coding region: 345-1592 (415 amino acids)
Biological process (GO): carbohydrate metabolic process
Cellular component (GO): plasma membrane
Molecular function (GO): hydrolase activity, hydrolyzing O-glycosyl compounds
Source: RefSeq, a predicted model, not a curated record
UAGAUUAGAAUAUAUCAGAAGCGUCACUCAAAAUAUCAAUCUGCCAUUUUCAGAUACAUCAUACAUCAGAUUAUAUCAUCCUCGGGUUCACACAACAAUACCUUAUCACUUUCUUUAAAACAAUCAGUGGUUCAUUUUCUCUGUCUUUUUGCCUGUCAACUCCUUACACUUGUCCCCCCUAUCUCUCUAUCUCUCUCUCUCUCUCUCUCUCUCUACAGUUCCGUAACGCUCUGAGAUACCCUUUUGCCUGAAACUGAAACCUUCAAGGCUCAGUGGCCUCAGUUUCAUCACAAUCUCCGGCGGACAGUGGUUAGUGCUGAAACUGAGCUGCAUUUACUACAAAAAUGGAGUUUAGUAAACUCUGCUACCAUUCUUCAGUUCUCGUCUUCUUCGUCUCGGUUUUUCUCUUUCCAUUAAUGGUGACUUCGCUUGGAGUUAACUACGGCCAAAUCGCGAACAAUCUUCCAUCACCGAACGACGUCGUUCCACUGGUGAAGUCCCUCGGCGCCACCAAAAUCAAGCUCUACGACGCAGAUUCGCGAGUCCUCAAAGCUUUCGCCAACAGUGGAAUUGAAAUCAUGGUCGGUCUAGGGAAUGAGUACUUAACGAAGAUUCAAGAUCCAAACAACGCUCGAGAUUGGGUCAAAUCCAACGUCCAAUGCUACCUUCCGGCGACUAAAAUCACCGCCAUUUUCGUCGGCAACGAAGUUCUUACCUUUAACGACUCUUCGCUCACCAACAACCUACUUCCGGCUAUGCAGAGUGUCCACACGGCGGUUGUCGAUCUCGGCCUCGACAAGCAAGUCACGGUCACCACUACACACUCCUUGGCCGUCCUCGAGGCCUCGUAUCCUCCUUCCACCGGAGUUUUUCGCAAGGAUCUCGUCCCGACCAUUACUCCGAUCUUGAACUUCCAUGCCAAGACUGGUUCGCCAUUUCUGAUCAAUGCUUAUCCUUACUUCGCUUACAAGGGAGACCCCAAACAGAUCCCACUGGAGUUCGUCCUGUUCCAAUCGAAUCAAGGGAUUGUAGAUCCCGACACGAAUCUCCAUUACGACAACAUGUUGUUCGCUCAGAUCGACGCCGUUUACUCUGCUCUCACCGCCGUUGGGUACAAGAAGCUCUCAGUACACAUUUCAGAGACGGGUUGGCCGUCGAAGGGAGAUGAAGACGAGGCCGGAGCUACGCCGGAGAACGCCAAGAAGUACAAUGGGAAUCUACUCAAGCUGAUAAGCCAAAAGAAAGGAACACCCAUGAGACCAAGCUGCGAUCUCAACAUCUACGUCUUCGCUCUCUUCAACGAGAACAUGAAGCCAGGCCCCACCUCCGAGAGAAACUACGGCCUUUUCAAACCGGACGGAACUCCGGUUUACUCUCUUGGGAUUACUAAAAGCACCUCCUCCGGAAACAGCUCCAGCUCCAGCUCCGGCACCGGUGGUUAUUCUCCGAUAAGCUCUGGUUAUUAUCCAUCGACGUCGAACUCAUCCAGUGCUGGGUAUUUGUCAUUUUCCUCAGCCGUGACCACUGAGAAGGACCGCUUGAUUUUGCUGAAGAUGGUGGCUUUGUUUAUGCUUUUGAUUGGGUUGCUUUGAAUUUGAAGUGCUGUAGCAACGGCCUAAUUAGGUACUGGCCGUUGAAAAAAAAGCAAAAAAAAAUAAAAAAACAUAAUUGGAGCUGUGGAAAAAGAUUGAUAAAAACAGAGGCGACUUGGGGAGUAGGGAAAGAUAUCUUAAUAACAAAUAAUAAUAACGAGGUGUUAGCUGUGCUGUUGAGGAGCUUUUGCUAGAGAUCCAGAUUCAUAAUUUAGUGUAGCUUACUGAUGAUUUGCCCCUUUUUUUUUUUGUUUCUUCUGUUCUUUCUUAAAUUAAUGAUUGGAUUUUGUGCCAUUAUUAUUCAUUUUAUAGUGAACAGUGUUUUCACUGCCUCAAUAAUAUAUUAGCUUGAUUCAAGAGUU